Messenger RNA from Coregonus sp. 'balchen', 10095 nucleotides. NCBI's taxonomy places the organism in Eukaryota, Metazoa, Chordata, Actinopteri, Salmoniformes, Salmonidae. The record is from the annotation of a GenBank genome assembly.
AUGAUAUGUGCUCUUUCGGUAUUGGGAGGUCAAAAAAACGUAUCUGGAGGGAAGGCCUAUGACCCCAGCAGUGGCAAGGUGAAGUGCUGUACAGGGACUCUGUACAACCUGCAGGUUCAGGACAGGCUCUCAGAGGAGACCCAUUGCUGCGGGAAUGUCCUGAUGGAGGCCGGCUCCACCCAGACCUGCUGCUCUGCCCCAGGGCUAGACCUGCUCUACCCUACCCAGCCAGGGUUCACCUGCUGUGGGCACUGCUACCACAACACCUCUCUGUGUUCUUGCUGCGCGGGGGUCCUGUACCCAAGGCCUGAACCACACACCAGAUUCAUAUCUGAUCUCAGCGAUCAAUACUCCCCUCCCCAUACCAUCCUCUACAGGUGCUAAAAAUCAUACAUUUAACCAUGCUUUGACUCUAUACAGUGUUUGCUUACAUUUACAUUGUUUACAAACAAUGGCUUGAAAAAUCUUACUUUGUUUUCUGAUGGGGUAGGACAGUUGAACUAAGCUCAUGAGGCAUACAUUGAGGGAAAAAAGUAUUUGAUCCCCUGCUGAUUUUGUACAUUUGCCCACUGACAAAGACAUGAUCAGUCUAUAAUUGUAAUGGUAGGUUUAUUUGAACAGUGAAGAGUGAGAGACAGAAUAACAACAACAAAAUUCCAGAAAAACGCAUGUCAAAAAUGUUAUGAAUUGAUUGGCAUUUUAAUGAGGGAAAUAAGUAUUUGACCCCUCUGCAAAACAUUACUUAGUACUUGGUGUCAAAACCCUUGUUGGCAAUCACAGAGGUCAGACGUUUCUUGUAGUUGGCCACCAGGUUUGCACACAUCUCAGGAGGGAUUUUGUCCCACUCCUCUUUGCAGAUCUUCUCCAAGUCAUUAAGGUUUCGAGGCUGACGUUUGGCAACUCGAACCUUCAGCUCCCUCCACAGAUUUUCUAUGGGAUUAAGGUCUGGAGACUGGCUAGGCCACUCCAGGACCUUAAUGUGCUUCUUCUUGAGCCACUCCUUUGUUGCCUUGGCCGUGUGUUUUGGGUCAUUGUCAUGCUGGAAUACCCAUUCACGACCCAUUUUCAAUGUCCUGGCUGAGGGAAGGAGGUUCUCACCCAAGAUUUGACGGUACAUGGCCCCGUCCCUUUGAUGCGGUGAAGUUGUCCUGUCCCCUUAGCAGAAAAACACCCCCAAAGCAUAAUGUUUCCACCUCCAUGUUUGACGGUGGGGAUGGUGUUCCUGGGGUCAUAGGCAGCAUUCCUCCUCCUCCAAACACGGCGAGUUGAGUUGAUGCCAAAGAGCUCCAUUUUGGUCUCAACUGACCACAACACUUUCACCCAGUUCUCCUCUGAAUCAUUCAGAUGUUCAUUGGCAAACUUCAGACGGCCCUGUAUAUGUGCUUUCUUGAGCAGGGGGACCUUGCGGGCGCUGCAGGAUUUCAGUCCUUCACGGCGUAGUGUGUUACCAAUUGUUUUCUUGGUGACUAUGGUCCCAGCUUCCUUGAGAUCAUUGACAAGAUCCUCCUGUGUAGUUCUGGGCUGAUUCCUCACCGCUCUCAUGAUCAUUGCAACUCCACGAGGUGAGAUCUUGCAUGGAGCCCCAAGCCGAGGGAGAUUGACAGUUCUUUUGUGUUUCUUCCAUUUGCGAAUAAUCGCAACAACUGUUGUCACCUUCUCACCAAGCUGCUUGGCGAUGAUCUUGUAGCCCAUUCCAGCCUUGUGUAGGUCUACAAUCUUGUCCCUGACAUCCUUGGAGAGCUCUUUGGUCUUGGCCAUGGUGGAGAGUUUGGAAUCUGAUUGAUUGAUUGCUUCUGUGGACAUGUGUCUUUUAUACAGGUAACAAACUGAGAUUAGGAGCACUCCCUUUAAGAGUGUGCUCCUAAUCUCAGCUCGUUACCUGUAUAAAAGACACCUGGGAGCCAGAAAUCUUUCUGAUUGAGAGGGGGUCAAAUACUUAUUUCCCUCAUUAAAAUGCAAAUCAAUUUAUAAAAUUUUUGACAUGCGUUUUUCUGGAUUUUUUUUUCUUCUCACUGUUCAAAUAAACCUACCAUUAAAAUUAUAGACUGAUCAUUUCUUUGUCAGUGGGCAAACGUACAAAAUCAGCAGGGGAUCAAAUACUUUUUUCCCUCACUGUACGUUAAAUUCUUCAAGAAUCAAUUGGUACAUAAUUAAUUUUAAAAGUCAAAACAUUGAUGUACAUAUCACAGAUUACACCUUUAAACUAUCAGUAGAUUUUAGUUUCUUUAAAAAAAAUAACCAUGUUUAUGGUCUCUCAUGAGUGGCUUGCGAAAGUUUUCACCCCCCUUGUCAUUUUUCCUAUUUUGUUGCCUUACAACCUGGAAUUAAAAUUGAUUUUUGGGGGGUUUUUCAUCAUUUGAUUUACACAACAUGCCUACCACUUUGAAUAUGCUAUUUUUUUUAAAUUGUGAAACAAACAAGAAAUAAGAGAAAAAAACAGAAAACUUUAGCGUGCAUAACUAUCCCCCCCCCUCCCCAAAGUCAAUACUUUGUAGAGCCACCUUUUGCAGCAAUUACAGCUGCAAGUCUCUUGGGGUAUGUCUCUAUAAGCAUGGCACAUCUAGCCACAGGGAUUUUUGCCCAUUCUUCAAGUUGGAUGGGUUCCGCUGGUGUACAGCAAUCUUUAAGUCAUACCACAGAUUCUCAAUUGGAUUGAGGUCUGGGCUUUGACUAGGCCAUUCCAAGACAUUUAAAUGUUUCCCCUUAAACCACUCAAGUGUUGCUUUAGCAGUAUGCUUAGGGUCAUUGUCCUGCUGGAAGGUGAACAUCCGUCCCAGUCUCAAAUCUCUGGAAAACUGAAACAGGUUUCCCUCUAGAAUUCCCCUGUAUUUUACGCCAUCCAUCAUUCCUUCAAUUCUGACCAGUUUCCCAGUCCCUGACGAUGAAAAACAUCCCCACAGCAUGAUGCUGCCACCACCAUGCUUCACUGUGGGGAUGGUGUUAUCGGGGUGAUGAGAGGUGUUGGGAUUGCGCCAGACAUAGGGGUUUUCUUGAUGGCCAAAAAGCUCAAUUUUAGACUCAUCAGCCCAGAGUACCUUUUUCCAUAUGUUUGGGGAGUCUCCCACAUGCCUUUUGGCGAACACCAAACUUGUUUGCUUCUUUUUUUUUUAAAGCUUUUUUUCUGGCCACUCUUCCGUAAAGCCCAGCUCUGUGGAGUGUACGGCUUAAAGUGGUCCUAUGGACAGAAAGUCCAAUCUCCGCUGUGGAGCUCUGCAGCUCCUUCAGGGUUAUCUUUGGUCUCUUUGUUGCCUCUCUGAUUAAUGCCCUCCUUGCCUGGUCCGUGAGUUUUGGUGGGCGGCCCGCUCUUGGCAGAUUUGUUGAUGUGCCAUAUUCUUUCAAUUUUUAAAUAAUGGAUUUAAAUGGUGCUCCGUGGGAUGUUCAAAGUUUCGGAUAUUUUUUUAUAACCCAACCCUGAGCUGUACUUCUCCACAACUUUGUCCCUGACCUGUUUGGAGAGCUCCUUGGUCUUCAUGGUGCCGCUUGCUUGGUGGUGCCCCUUGCUUAGUGGUGUUGCAGACUCUGGGGCCUUUCAGAACAGGUGUAUAUAUACUGAGAUCAUGUGACAGAUCAUGUGACACUUAGCUUGCACACAUGUGGACUUUAUUUAACUAAUUAUGUGACUUCUGAAGGUCAUUGGUUGCACCAGAUCUUAUUUAGGGGCUUCAUAGCAAAGGGGGUGAAUAGAUAUGCACGCAAGUUAUUUUAUUCAUUUCACUUCACCAAUUUGGACUAUUUUGUGUAUGUCCAUUACAUGAAAUCCAAAUAAAAUUUCAUUUAAAUUACAGGUUGUAAUGCAACAAAAUAGGAAAAACGCCAAGGGGGGUGAAUACUUUUGCAAGGCACUGUACAUACCACAUUAUCUGAUACCUCAUAGCACGGGAAGCAGCGUGGAAAGAUUGAAAGACCAAUAAUAAGCUGAAAAUAAAAGUGGGCUUCUUCUAUAGAAAUAGGUCCUGCCUCUUGCUAAAUAGUAGAAAUGAGAUUAUUCAGUUUACGUUCCUACUGGUCCCUCGACUAUAGCUACAUCAUCUAUAUGAACGCAGCUGCCUCUUCAUUAAAGCCAUUAGAUGCACUGCGCAUUUAUUACGGGUGACAAUUUUAGUACUCAUCACUGCAUUCUCUACCAGAAAGUUGGUUGGCCCUCUUUAAUGUGACAUAGGUUGAUACAUUGCUAUUUUAUCAUUUAGAAAGCCAUUUUACAAAAAGUCCAACUGUACCUAACAUCUUUACGAAACUUUAGACAUACAAGUUACCACACCUGCUCUCAGGGAUGGCUAACUCUGGAAAUUCCUUUGGUCUCUACUGAGUUAGGUAAAUCAGCUUUUAGUUUUCUUGCACCUUAUUUGUGGAACAAUCUUCAAAAUGUUGUGUUUUGGUGCCUCUAAGGCAAUUCAAAAAGCUGAUUUAGGACCUUAUUACUGAUUAAUGCAUUUUCUUUUUAUGCCUGUGUUUUUCUUUCUGCUUGUAUUGAUAUUUUGAUGUGUGUAUUUUCUGUAAUUUCUGUAAUUCAGGGCUCAUCGGUAAAAAUAGAUAUUGGUCUCAGUAUGACUCCCUGAUGAAAUAAAGGUUAAAUAAAAUAAAUAAAUAAAUAAAUAAGGGGAAGCAGAACGUUGUUACAUGCUCACCCACUCCUACAGGAUGCCUCUGAGGUUUGUUCCAGAAAUUAAGCAAUGCAAAAACAUCCCAGGGCACUGGGCCUUUUGGCUUCAUCAAUUAGCAGAGUAAGUUAAGGAAGUAUUGCAAAACACCUGGUAGAAAUGAGAGGUAAUGCUUAUUAUGGAGUUGAUAACCCGUCAGUUGUGACGAACGAGACUGGAUCUGAGGUGUAUAGCGUGCAAGGUUGUGUGUUCAAAUCUCAUCAUGGACAACAUUAGCAUUUGAGGUAAUUAGCAACUACUUACUACUUUUUAGCUACUUUGCAACUACUUAGCAUGUUAGCUAACCCUUCCCCUAACCUCUUUUAGCUAAUCCUUUAACCUAACUCCUAACCUUAAACCUAACCAUAAUCCCUAGCCUAGCUAAUGUUAGCCAGCUAGCUAACGUUAGCGUUUACCACCUAGCCACCUACCUAAUGUUAGCAACAACAAAUUGGAAUUCGUAACAUAUCACAUGUUUUACAUAUUCGUAACAUAUUGUACGUUUAGCAAAUUCCUAACUUAUUGUACGAAUUACAAUGCGUAACAAAAUCUAAUCAAAUUAUAUUUGUCACAUGCGCAGAACACAAAAGGUGUAGACCUUACUGUGAAAUGCUUACUUACAAGCCCUUAACCAACAAUGCAGAGUUUUUUUUUAAAGUAAGAAAAUAUGUGCCAAAAAAACAAACAUUUAAUAAAGUAAACAAAAAAAAAGUUACACAAUAAAAUAACAUUAACGAGGCUAUAUACAGGGGGUACCGGUACCGAGUCAAUGUGCUGGGGUACAGGUUAGUUGAGGUAAUAUGUACAUGUAUGUAGGGUUAAAGUUUCUAUGCAUAGAUAAUAAAUAGCGAGUAGCAGCAGCGUAAAAAAGGGGGUCAAGGCAAAUAGUCCAGGUAGCCAUUUGAUUAACUAUUUAGCAGUCUUAUGGCUUGGGGGUAGAAGCUGUUAUGGAGCCUCUUGGACCUAGACUUGGCGCUCCGGUAGCACUUGCUGUGUGGUAGCAGAGAGAACAGUCUAUGACCUGAUGUGGCUGGAGUCUUUGACCAUUUUUAGGGCCUUCCUCUUACACUGCCUAGUAUAGAGGUCCUGGAUGGCAGGAAGCUUGGCCCCAGUGAUGUACUGGGCCGUACGCACUACCCUCUGUAGCCGAGCAGUUACCAUAAGAAGUGGUGAUGCAACCAGUCAGGAUGCUCUCGAUGGUGUAGAUGUAGAACUUUUUGAGGAUCUGAGGACCCAUGCCAAAUCUUUUCAGUCUCCUGGGGGGGAAUAGGCAUUGUCGUGCCCUCUCUGUCUUGGUGUGUUUGGACCAUGAUAGUUUGUUAGUGAUGUGGACACCAAGGAAAUUGAAGCUCUCGACCCACUCCACCACAGCCCCGUCGAUGUGAAUGGGGGCGUGCUGGACCUCCUUUUCCCGUAGUCCACGAUCAGGUCCUUUGUCUUCCUUUGUCUUGCUCACGUUGAGGUAGAGGUUGUUGUCCACACUGCCAGGUCUCUGACCUCCUCCAUAUAGGCUGUCUCAUCGUUGUCGGUGAUGAGGCCUACCACUGUUGUAUCAUCCGCAAACUUAAUGUUAGUGAUGGGUUUUGAGGGCACUAUGGUGUUAAAAGCUGAGCUGUAGUCAACGAACAGCAUUCUCACGUAGGUGUUCCUUUUGUCUAGUUGGGAAUGGGCAGCGUAGAGUGCAAUAGAGAUUGCGUCAUCUGUGGGUCUGUUGGAGCGGUAUGCGAAUUGUAGUGGGUCUAGGGUUUCUGGGAUGAUGGUGUUGAUGUGAGCCAUGACCAGCCUUUCAACUGUUGGAACAUAUUGUACGAAUUGCAAUUCGUAACAUAUCAUACGAAAUGGAUGAUGGACAUCCACAAAUUAAUACAUACCAUACGAAAUGUAACAUAUCAUAGUAACUGGAGUGUCUCGGAUUUACAUACAGAAUAAUACAAAAUGGUCUAAGACCAGUUUGCUGAACAAGCUUUGUAGCCAUGAGCCAUGCUUUUCCUCAGAGUACACCUUCACAUAAAGGUAGAAAAGGCUUCAGUGUUUUUGAGCCUUUUAUCUGAAAUCGGUAUGCUUUUUGCAACGCACACUUAAGAGAAGACAGAGAAGGAUUUGUCAACAUAGCAACGGUCAUCAAAAUUGUUCAAAGGUUUAAACAACAAUUAUAAUAAAUGCAACAGUUGGACAAUGAAUUUGUUUAAUCCAUCAGAUAUUGACUGAAUUAUAGCACAUAAAACAUUGUACUGGCAUGGACAAAUAAUGAAUGUUCAGUCAUUUUGGUGGGAAUUAAGUUAUUCCAUUUAUUGUAAAAUGUCACUUUUUGUUCUUAUAAUGCACUCACAUAUACAUUUUCUUGGUAUAUCAGGAUUUUUUUUUUUGCUUAUCAAACACACAGCAUAUAUUGACAGGAUACAGUCUGUAUCUAAGCUACGUGAAAUUACAUCACUGUUUGAUUUAAGAACCUUGCUGAUCCGCUCUCCCACUUGAGAUCAGGAGAUAGCUGACCUUUGCAUAAGGUAAACCAUAGACUGUAAGAAAUACAACUGUUGAACAACUGUUUAAAUCAUGUUGUAAUCCUUUCAGCACAAUCUAAAUAAAGGCUGACUAGUUUACAUGGCUGGGUGGGAGGCCACAGCCAUAAUGGCAUCUGCAUGACAACAGAACUACUGUAUAAUAUAAUAAUAAUAAUAUGCCAUUUAGCAGACGCUUUUAUCCAAAGCAACUUACAGUCAUGCAUGCAUACAUUUUUUUUUUUGUGUAUGGGUGGUCCCAGGGAUCGAACCCACUACCUUGGCGUUACAAGCGCCGUGCUCUACCAGCUGAGCUACAGAGGACCACCUGUAUGAAAGACAAAGGAGAUUUGGUUCAGUUAAAUUCUACAUAAACAACCAGUCAAAGCUGUCCAGUCCAUUCAUGAGGGUAUGCAGUUACAGGGCAAACAAUAGUAUACACUACAAACACGUUAUAGUCUUAUAAUUAUAGUCUUCCUGAAAAUAUGCUGAAAAUAAUUGAAGGGACCGAUGAGACAGUUUCUCAAGGGGGUUUGUUAAAAAAUGCAUCCUUCCCUCCUCUCUUCCGUAAGGUAAUCCCUGGGGGGGAAGGGGGAGUGCUUUUACUUGUCCUGUUACACACAAGUGUGUAAUGGAAAUGUGUUUUUUUGCACAUUCCCAACGCCCCCUGAGACACCCGCAGGCAAUGGGGUCACGGCCAGGGUCGGCUUUGUAUAGCGUCCCUGGAGCAAUUAGGGCUAAGUGACUUGCUCAAGGGCAUAGCAACGUCAUUUGCUUGUUCUUUUCGCCUUAUCAGCUCCGUUAUUCGAGGCCCAAUGGUCUAACCUUGUAGCUUCCUGCCGCUGAUCUGUUGUUGAUUGAAGAAAGCAAUAGGAAAUGCCCCCGGUUAGCGGAUCCACCGCCGGUUGACCCUGGCGCCAAAUAUUGCUCGGAACUGUCGGAAGUGGUCCAAAAAUACUGCAGGAAAACUUCUAGAAUUAUCAAAGACAACGUAAUGGGAACGGAAACAACAUGUGGCAGAAACAAUUUUUAAGGGAGAACUUGGCAAGAAAUUAGAGGAAAGUGAGCAAUAAAAUACAUCUUUCAUAUGUUUCCUUUCAGGCUCUUGUCGUGGGAGAUGGUCCGACUCCUUGGACACCUUCCCAGUUAAUCACACUGUUCUCAAAUGGACCACACAGCCUCUUCCUGUAUGAUGUAAGAAUCUCUGACUUUUAUGUUUGAUGACGAAAUACAAUCACACAACCCUGACAUUCUUUGACCUCUGACUCCAACAACUGCCUCUACACGGCUGAUUGGAAUAGUGUGACCUGACAUAAUAACAGAGAUCAUGUCUGAAAUUUGAUUUCUCUCACAGAUGUAACUCUCUCUCCGUCUCUCUUUCUCUCUUUCCAGUUCCCUCUCGGACAGGUUUUGGGAUGACGGCCCCAUCCACAACAGAGGGCAAAGUCCUCCUGGUAAUCUACGGCCUGCUGGGCUGCUCUGCCACCAUCCUCUUCUUCAACAUCACCAUGUUGGACUUCCUCAUACGAUGGAGCCACCGGAAGAGAACACACAACAUCCGGCUAGGGGGCAACAACAACCAACAUGAGGGUGGAGGAGAGGAAAGAGGGGUGGAGGCCCUCUGUGUAUUCGGUCACUCUCAAACUGCCUCCUCAUGCUCCUGGGGGUAUGCUGUACCUACUCCCUCUUCAAUGCCCUGUCUAUCAUCAUCAAAUGGGCUGAACUGGAUCCUGAGUCAGCUGAUCCAUCUGUGUAGCUGCCUGUGCCACAGCAGACCUCUACGAUGUGUGUCUGGCUGUAGAACUCUCUCCCCGCUCUGACCUUUUUGAACUGCUCCUGUAUCUCUGUGCUGCUGCCUUCACCUCUGGUCUUCUCCCCAUCAUUGGACUACCAUCUGUGGACACCUUCCUUGCUACAACCUCUGAACACCUUUAGUGUUUGUGCAUCACUGCCCAAAGUUGACUUUGUGGAGCCAGAGUGUCUUUACAGUUAUCUUAUGUGUAUAUUAUGUGUUACUAUGUCAUAUGUCCAUUACUACUUAGUUACAAACUAUUUAUAGUUGUUGUUGGGUGCAACUAUGUUAGUAUUUCACGUGUAUAUAAUAUGUCCUGUUACAUAGUCAUUUAAUAGCUUUAUGGUCGAGCUAUGAGUACUUUUACUGUUGGGACAAUAGUUACUCUACUUGCCAUUAAAACCUAUAGGCCUAAGAUGGCCACCUGCCGUGAGGUAAUUAGCAUCCAAUAAUGCUGCCACUUCAAGUUCCUAUUGUCAUGUGACCUUUCAUAGAUGGCAGCCCCCAUAGCCUUGUUUAUAUUACCAUGCUAGCUUAAUUAACCGGAAUGCUAACAUUUAUACGAACUUGUUCCUACUAUGUAUGGGGUUUAUACUGUUAUGUUAUAUUAGCUUAUACUGUGUAUUAUGUUAGGUUAUAUGAUUUUCCUACUAGCUAAUUAUUAGCUAUUCGCUUAUCCUUUCCUUACUAGCCUGUAGUAUGUUAGUCUAGCUGCUAAUGUAUGCCUGUAACCGUUAUACCUUAUAGUGUGUACUGUAUUCUCUAUUAGCCUGUUGCUAAUACUUAGCUGCAAUUGUGUUUAGCGUCCCUAGCCAUUGCCUAUUGCCUAUAUAAAGUGCAUUACUCCCAUUGCUGCUAUGCUAUUAGCCUUGCUGCUACUAUUCCUACUGUUGCUUAGCAUAUUAGCGUUAUAUUGUUAUAGCACAUUUAUAGCCAUGUCAUUACACUGCUAAUCCUAUUAGCUAUCAUCGUAGCAUUGUCAUUGCUAUGUUAUCAUGCCAUUACUGUUGCUACAUCGUUAUAGCUAUAUCACUGUGUAAUACAUCUUUCUAUUUGUCUUCUUACAGAAUACCACACACACACACAUCACACUUCACACAUCUAUGACAUUUAUCACUAUCACUCCUAUUCUCCUUUAAUGCUGGUGUGUGUUGCGGCUAGCAAUAAA